Molecule: messenger RNA, 495 nt
Organism: Onthophagus taurus
Lineage: Eukaryota; Metazoa; Arthropoda; Insecta; Coleoptera; Scarabaeidae
Gene: mRpL55
Product: mitochondrial ribosomal protein L55
Biological process (GO): translation
Cellular component (GO): mitochondrial large ribosomal subunit
Molecular function (GO): structural constituent of ribosome
Source: RefSeq, a predicted model, not a curated record
GGUAGUCCUGCUUUUAUAUCGGUCUGUCAUAACCUCAUUUAGUCAAUACAUAACCUAUCUGGUUUUUCUCAAAAUAAACUUGUUUGAGGAAAUUAUGUCAUUAAAAAUAUUAUUAAAUCAAAUACGAAAUUUAAAUUCGUUAUCAGCAACAAUAACAAAACCUCACCGAAAAAACUACCUGAGAACUUAUCCAACGUUAAUGGUAAAUACGGAUGGUUCGACUUACACAAUAAGGUAUCAUGAGCCUCGGCAAAUAAUAACGCUUCCGAUAAACAUUUGGACGUUAAGUGAAGCGGAACGUAAAGAACGUUUGGAUAGGCGUAAACCUAAAAAGAAGGUUAAAAUUGAAGAUGAUUUAGAAGACGAUUUUGAUUCAAAGAAAUAUUUGAAGUAUUUAAAAAAGUAAGGAUGUAGAUCACAAAAUAAAUAAAUAAAGGAGACUGUAGUUCAAUUAAUCUUAGUUUGUAAUAAAGAAUAAAUAACAAUUUUUACAAU